AUGACUCGCAUUUUCUUCCUUCGUCCCUCGCUCCUCGUCUACGUCCUCCCUCUGCCUCUCUUCCUCCUUCACGGCAUGUUCACUCGAUUACUGAACCUGUUUGGUCUUGAAUGGAAGAAGGACAAUACGACACCGCCCUCUUCUAACAAGGGACACAGCCAAGAGAAACAGCACACCGUUCCACAAGCUUCGAACGGCACACCAGCUCAAUUAUUUGCUCAGAGCACCGAUGCUGCUACAAUCACAUCCAUCGUCAAUCUCGCUUCAAACGCCACUGCCCUCGCACUUGCCUCCCUCUCGCCCGCGAACACUCACCAAGCGGACCUACCUUCGGGCACUGCACAAUUAGCACUACAGCGCACCCAAAGUAGCACCACAAGACCAAGUGAAACAGACAAUAAAACCAGAGACUUCCAAGCGGACGAUUCAGAGCCAGAUUUUAGGCGCAAUUACCCAAAUAACACCGUUGUUCGUCGAUAUGUCAAGGGACAAGAACCGGCUGGGUGGAAGGAAGUCAAAUGGGCAAUGCAUUCGUCGGGUAAGCAAAACUGGCGAGGUAAAAAGUGGCCGCGGUCUGGUUGCUUGGGGGCUAUCGUUUGCAAUGAGCCGGAUUGUGGCUGGGUGACCAGGCCACUCACGACGAAGGAGCGUCGUGAAGAGCAGCUGAAAGAGAUAUGUGGGCGAGCAGGUUGUGGGAGUACAUCCCAUGUUCGCCAUGUCUGUCAUGCCGCCACCUACGUCUACGAGGAGUAUGACGAAGCUACUGGGCAGACCUACUCCGUUUGGGAGCACGAUGGCGAGCACAAGCACCCGAUACCUCCAGGAGGACCAGUGACAGUGGCUGAGAAGGCGCAGAUCGAUGCUCAGGUUGUUCGUCGUCCUGGAGCGUCCGCUCAUGCCCUACGAACGGGAGAUCCGCUACCCGGCUCGGUUCCUCUGCCUGAUAUUAGCCCGAAACUGGCCGAUCCUCGAGCUGCACGCUACCAAGUUCAGCAGAGUCAGGAGCGGGUGGGAAUACACCACACGAGCUCAUCCAAAGGCGGCUUCGCUGGACUAGAGACACUGCGAAAACUUCACAGUGAAUUUAAGUCGACAUUCGUCGUCGAGAUGCAACUUCUGGAUGAGCUUUCUAUCGUUCUUCAGACACCGUGGAUGCUCGAACGACUUCAUCAUAAUGUUGAUCUAUGGAUCACUGAGCGCGACGGCCCGUUAUUCACAUCUUUACCUAUCCAAUUCGGUGCCCAAACCGACGGCGAUAACAAGUUCUUCAAAGACGGAACGCUCAUUCUCACCUGCGUUUAUGAUACGACUAUCGAGGGGUGGGUACCAGUCCUCUAUACUUGGCUCGAGCGACAGAACACCAGUCAUUUGCGACAUCAUUUUCGUUGGCUCUUCAAGUGCAUCAUCGAGCAUGCAAAAGGCGACUUCGACCCCAGAAUGCUGUUUAAUGUCAUGGAUUUCUCUCAAGCACAAGAAUCUGCCUUCGAACAUGAAUUUGUCGACGCUCUCAUGGCUUGGAAGCAGCCUACCUUCGAUGGACUUGCGCCUACGACUCGCUCAACAGCCAUGGAGGAAGAGCGCAAGCUCUUCCGCGAGGAAGCCAAGAAGUACAGACGGGGGUGCGACGUCCAUUUUACGCGCUCCGCGAAACGCAUUAGACGCAGCGGCGCGUUAGUCUCCCCGGAGAACAUACCUCUCUUCGACGAGUUCUGCACCAUCGUCAUCGCACGCUCGACUACUCCAUCCCAGUUUGACGACAUCGUAGCUCGCGUUCGUGAUCGACUUCCUGGAAUUCGUGGCUGGCUAGAGUGGUGGCUCCGGCCUAAUAUUCGUUCCAUGGCCUUCCCGUCGCAGUCGCAUAGUGAUCCCCAGCUCCUUGACGAUACACCCAAUACUUCUAACCCGGUGGAAACGCAACACUCGCUCCUUCACCACGCCGUCGGUACAGAUCACGAUCUCAUCUCUGGCGUUCAGAACCUUCACCUUCACGUUCAGGAGAUGGAAAAGCGUGUACACGCCAUCGAAAAAGGUCAUAUCAAUCCUGGUCGAGCACCGAAGACGGCACGGAGAUCGACGAAGGCAUGGGAGGUAAACGACGGGCGUGCUCCAGAUACGCUUGAGGCUCUUCAGGCCGCCACCUCGCAAGAACGAGCGGCUCCACUUGAUACCAAACGUCGGACCUCACGACAAGAUCAUCCUGGGUCUGAUGUGCCUUCACAGUCGAGAACACUACCCGCGCCGGAAUCGCGUACUCAACCCACAACUCCAUCCGACAUAUCGCAUUCGCAUCCUACUUCAUCAGUGAUAACCUUCCCUCGUCUCCUCCAUGGGUAUCAGUGGAGAGACAACUCUUGCUUUCUCGACGUAGGACUGGAGAUCAUGUUCCACGUUUACCUCCGUUGGUCACCUCAGCAAAGAUCCAGGUUUAUCAAAAACUUUCGUGAUAACUCUUCCCCCUUAGUCGACAUGAUGUACCACUUUCAACAGCGUCUCCAGUGGGCGCGAUCGCCGGAAGACUCGGAAGAACAUAGACUAGCUGGUACACGGCUUCUUGGGCUCGCUCAGACCAAGUUAAUCUGCUGGAUUGCAGACCGUUGGUCUUUGUGUCCUCGGGGUAGAUUUGGCGACUCUGAUUCUACAGACGGACCACCUGGAGACAUAGAUAUCAUUCGUCGGGAUUUCAGUAUCGUACAAAACGUACGGCGUGAAUGCGAGGGCGGACACGUCCAAACCGAAAAGAUCUCAAAUUCCAACAUGAUUCCACACGUUAUAUCCGUCUACGACAUUCUUAUCACUCGACUAGCUCUCUCAGUCAGCGCCGCAGACUCGAUUAACCUCCAGGCCUACUUCCAGCAUUGCAUACCGCGGAUCACUCCACGUGUUUCGCAUUACGAGGCUUCCAAUAUGGCCCACAACAUCACUGUCGAUACUUGUCCUGAGCCUGGUUGCCCGGAGCGUAUACGAAACACCCAUGUCAUCACAGGAUGGCCUCUUUUUUUGCACAUUGUGCCUGAGACGUCUCAGUCAACCGCGGAGACGUUUGGAGAUGGACACUUAGCUGUUCAGCCCAUGACCUCGUUUACCAUUCGAACACUACCCGUAUCCUUUGGAAGCCCUCUAUCAUUGGGAUCAGACUCCGAAGUAGCCCCGGCUGAGGUGGUAUAUGAUAUCGUUGCUCGCAUUAUGUAUCGCCAAAACAAGACCCACUUUCAGGCGGAAAUUCUCUCCUCGGGUCGAGUAUAUCUGUACGACGACAUGCGGCAUUCUGGCAUUUCUCAGGAUAUCGGAGACAAGUCGGUGAUGGAACGAGCAGAUCCUACGGCAGUACUAAUGGUUUAUCAUCGCCGUUCGUCUUGCUCUUUAUCGUACCGACCCGUUGAAGAGCUGGUUCAUCUAACCUCCAAGGGGCCCGCAUAUCUCGACGGUUACGGACUUAUGCCAACGCAGAGUGCUGAACACCGACCAUCCCCUCAGGCAAAACAUCCACCGUCAGCUCCGACCAAACCUCCCCAACCUCCCUUCGUCGAAAUUCCUGUCCCACAUCCGCAAAACGAUCUCUCAUCCACCGAGGCAGAAGCCCACACAGCGACAGGCAUUCCUCGUCCCUCGAACUCUCAGGAGUAUCCUUCUACGAAUGCACCAAAGUCGUCAGAAGUUGCUGGUCAGAGCGCCCAACUCUCAUCAACUGAACGUCCUGCCUCCGUGGCUCAAAAAGACACGAAAUCUACGAAAAGAAAAUCCUCGAAUGCUCGUCAACUUCCGUUGCCAUUUCCGCUCACUGAAGGUGUUAAACGCUCUGUCCCACACUCGAAAUCCAGAAAUGGUACUCCGAAUAGCGUGGACGAAUUCUUCGCAGCGACCUGGGGCGUUCCGGAGGACUUGGAGGACUUUUGGAUGUGUCAAGUCUGCAGGAAGCUCGCACCCGAAGAGGAGGUUUUAUGGAAUGAUGAGACAUACAUCGGAAAGUACUUCCUCCUUCCGACAGAAAACUCAGGGAGCACAUGUUACCUCGCGAAGGUCGUUUCGCGGGAUGUUAUCCACGCAGUUAUGGAGUGGUUCGACUACAAUGUCUACAGAGCUUCGCAUGAGCCCGACGCUGAGGGUCAAUUUCGUGUGCCUACUCAGAGAAUUGUCGAGGCUUUGGACGAAUCACAUCCGCGAGCUUCCAGGGCAGGAUAUAUCGAAUGGCCUAAGCAGUUAUGCCAAGAAGCGCACGAACGAUUCUCUUACGAGAAUGCGACCAUCAGCAGUGCUAUUGACGAUGCGUUCGGUGCUAUCGUAGAGAUCCUGAUCCGCACUCGAUCCCAUCCAGUCAUGGAGAUGUACGACAAGUGGCGACGCUCACCUCAAGGUCGAAGGUCGGUAGUUCUCCGCGGCAAUACCUGGGCUGACACUACAUUCAACAUACCAAUUCUUCCUGGUGAUUCCUCUCUCUUGGAACGACGAAUAUCACAUCUCCACCGAGUCCUUCAAGAAAGACUACCAGAUGAAGUUGAAAAAACGCACUUCGAGCUCGCAUUCGAACCCGGAUCAGUUCUCCUUCGACUUGUCAUUCUUCGGGUGUAUCUAGGACGUUCUUCGUUAUCGGACCAGGAAAUCUUCGACCUUGUUUGUGCUGAAAGUAUCCAUCCCGUCCCAACCGAGUGGCAGAAGGCAGCUCAGGCGCUAUUCGGUGUUUCCAUAAACACGGGAUCAGAGACUGAUUCGGAUGCAGGCUAUGGCCCGGGGACCGCGGCCAUAUCUGAUCUGACUAUGCGCCUAGAACACCAUAUCGCACGGCGCAUAACUCCGAGCGACAUUCUUGAAGGCUGUGUGGAGAUUCGUACGACAUCCGGAGAACCGUACGCCUGGACUGGGUCAGUUGAAAACCAGUUAUCGGGAGGCCCUCCAUUCUCCGCAUUUCGGCCCCGGCCAAAGGCUGCGAAGACAGCGAAACGCGAUCGAGAUGAUGGUGCAGAAAAUAAUGGAGAGAAUUCACAAAUUGCGGACUCACAAGGUCAAGACACGUCCGUCGCAAAACGACAGAAACUUACAGAUGCUGGGGCUCGAACGUCUUUGGCAGGAGAUAUUGGGGCAAGUCCUCAGGAGUCAAUUGCUGUGAGAAGAGGAAAAGGACGACCAAGAGGCAAGAAAACCCGAGUUCCUGUCGUAGGAUCGCGUUCGAGUCGCCGACUGCAGGAGAAGAGUGUAUGUAGGGUGACGGGUAUUUACAUGGCUAAGGACGAUGAAGAGCCAUCUUGUGCAUCAAAUGUUAAGCUAGAGCCGCUUCAAACCUUAGUAGCGGUCAUCGUUGAUCGUAAUGGUUUACAAAGGCUUAGCGGACAUAGUGUAUCGAGCUUCGCGGCGAAAAAUCAGACACCGAUGUCCGACAUCGCUCAGUCAUUCUGA
Messenger RNA from Stereum hirsutum FP-91666 SS1, 5388 nucleotides. RefSeq lists its product as uncharacterized. Gene Ontology annotation, biological process: regulation of DNA-templated transcription. Lineage: Eukaryota; Fungi; Basidiomycota; Agaricomycetes; Russulales; Stereaceae. The coding region runs from base 1 to 5388 and encodes 1795 amino acids. The transcript is spliced from 14 exons. The record is from RefSeq and is a predicted model, not a curated record. Gene Ontology annotation, molecular function: DNA binding.